Penicillium paradoxum is the source of this 2253-nucleotide messenger RNA. Its product is annotated as CCR4-Not complex 3'-5'-exoribonuclease subunit Ccr4. Gene Ontology annotation, molecular function: protein binding; poly(A)-specific ribonuclease activity. The transcript has 2 exons. The record is from RefSeq and is a predicted model, not a curated record. Gene Ontology annotation, biological process: nuclear-transcribed mRNA poly(A) tail shortening. NCBI's taxonomy places the organism in Eukaryota, Fungi, Ascomycota, Eurotiomycetes, Eurotiales, Aspergillaceae. Bases 1 to 2253 code for a protein of 750 amino acids. Gene Ontology annotation, cellular component: cytoplasm; nucleus; CCR4-NOT complex.
AUGGCAGAUGGUACCUACAGGUUCCAGCAGCCUGGGGCCGGGCAGUUCUAUUUCCAAGCACAAGCACAACAGAACCCUCAUCAGCGACACAUCGUUCGGAACGGGACCAAUUCGCCGACGGGUCGAUUGAAAUUCAACAACGACACCCCCUCCCCGUCCCGAUCCCCUGCCCUCAACCAGGCUGCUGCUCUUACUUCCUUCAACAAUAUGUACAGCCAAACGCACCAAGGUCAGCAUGUCAUGAUGAAUGGCGGUCAGGCCCACCAGCGGUUUGGUAUGCAGAUCCCCAAGUUCCAAUCACAAACCCACCACUCCCAUCACACACAACAGCCGCAUCAUCACACCCAUCACUCUCAAGCGACCCACAACCUCACCCAUCAACACAAUUUCGCCGGCGGCUCACUGGCCACGACCACGACCUCGCAUUUCACCUCAACUCAUUUGCAGAAUGGAGUACCGACCGCAGACGAUGAUCUGGAUGAAUCAAUGAACGAGCAUUGGCAGCAGCAGCUCCAGCUUGCAGCGGAGUCUAGACAAGCUACCUCUCCUCACUACUAUGCUCGCAUCAUUGCGCAGCAAACGAAAGGAAUCCAGCUUAUGUCCAGCCAAACUGACACAGAGAAUGGGACCGAGGGGCGCAAUGGUGCAACCGCGGGGAAGCCAGCUAGCCGACAAGGUUGGAAUGCGCUUGAUUUCGGUGGUCAAGGAUUGCGCGCUUUGACCACAUCAUUGUUCAACUAUGGUUUCAUUGAGAAGCUGUACCUCAACUCCAAUAAGUUGAAAGUCCUGCCUCCUGCUAUUGGACAGUUGCGCAAGUUGACCCAUCUCGACCUUUCCGGCAAUGACUUGACAGAGCUGCCAGAAGAACUGGGCAUGCUCUCCAACCUUAAGAAACUCCUCCUGUUCGAUAACAACAUUCGCACUCUCCCUUACGAAAUGGGCUACCUCUACCGGUUGGAGACCUUGGGCAUUGAGGGCAAUCCUUUGAACGAUGUCCUUAAAUCUCAGAUUAUGAAGGAUGGCACAAAGGCUCUUAUCAAGUACCUGAAAGAAGAGAUGCCAGUCCAUCUACCUCCCCCCGACCGUGAUUGGGUCAUUCUUGACGAUACUUCAGCCUCGUCCAACAGCAAUACGGAAAAGAUCACCGUUUUGUCGUACAAUACGCUGUGCGAUUCUUCCGCUACCCAAUCCCACUACGGCUACGUACCCUCGCGUGUUCUUUCCUGGGAGUUCCGCCGUGAACUCAUUCUCAACGAAUUACGAUCUCAUAAUUCCGAUAUUGUCUGUCUGCAAGAGGUGGACCAAGGAAGCUACAAUAAUUUCUUCCGCGAACAGCUUGCCUACAAUGAUUACAAGGGUGUCUACUGGCCUCGUGGUCGUGCAAUGGGCAUGCAGGAGGAAGAUGCCCGGUCAGUGGAUGGCUGCGCGACGUUCUUCAAGGGAAGCAAGUACAUCCUGUUGGACAAGCAGUUGAUCAACUUCGGCCAGACGGCUGUCCGUCGCCCAGACGCUAAGGGUCAAGAUGAUAUCUACAACCGCCUGUGGCAGAAGGAUCAUAUUGCCGUUGUUGUCUUCUUGGAAAACCGGCAGACUGGUGCUCGCUUCAUCAGUGUGAACGCUCAUCUGUAUUGGGACCCGGCGUUCAAGGACGUCAAGCUCAUCCAAACUGCUAUUCUGAUGGAGGAAAUUACCAAGCUUUCAGAUAGCUAUGCCAAAUGGCCCGCUUGCACGGAUAAGACCGCAUUCCGUUUCUCAGAGGCCGAAAGUGGCUCCGAGUCUGCUCCCGUGGUGGAACCCGCUCCGUCGAUGGAGUACACCAGUGGUGAUCAGAUUCCUGUUCUCAUGUGUGGUGAUUUCAACUCCUCGCCUGGAUCCGCGGCUUAUAACCUCAUUUCUACUGGACGACUACCCGAAGCCCACCCUGAUCUCGAGAAGCGACUCUACGGAAACCUCAGCCGGGUUGGCAUGACCCACCCCUUCAAGUUAAAGUCGGCCUACUCCUCCAUGGGAGAACUCAGCUUCACCAACUACACCUCCGAUUUCACAGCCAUUCUCGAUUAUGUCUGGUACUCCUCAAAUACUCUCCAUGUCUCGGCAUUGCUCGGCGAAGUGGACAAGGAGUAUCUCCGCCGCGUUCCUGGAUUCCCGAAUUUCCAUUUCCCGAGUGAUCACGUCGCAUUGCUUGCGGAGUUUACAGUAAAGGGCAAGAAAGGAAAGGUGGUAGAGGCUGACUUUGGACCGCAACGGCACUAA